GUUUACUGCUGCUGUCUCCCUACAUGAUUGCUGCGACGGGAGUACGAAAGCCACUGUUGGUGUGCGCGGAUACCGUUCGAGCGAAGGUGCCAUGUCAGACGUGGAGCAACGUGAUGCUGAAGGAACAUGGAAUGGAGGCGAAGGUGGCGAUCGGCGACCCUACCGCCCGCCAACGUGCUUCAAUUGCAACGAAGCUGGACACUAUGCCAACCAGUGUCCUUACAGAUCUAGAAGGCUUACCGGUGCUGCGCGACCGUCUUCCUCAAGUGAUUCUCUAAGGAGUAGAUCACCACGUCGCCAUGGGCCGGGGCAGGAUGCCCAGCUAUAUCCAUCAGUUCGAGCACAGAUCGCCGAGAUGGGGAAGAAUUUUGCCGUGAUGGAGCAUUUUCAUGCAGAGCGUGCUAAACAAGAGAAGAAGGCGGCUAAGAAGCGUGAGAAGGAGGAAGCGAUGAGGCGAGAGGAGGAAGCCAAGCAGCGUGAGGCUGAGGAAAAAGCCAGACGCGAAAGGAAGGCCAUGAAGAGAAAGGAGAAGGCUCGACAUGACGCUGAGCACCAAGCCGAGACGAGGAAGGAUUUUGGUAUACAGAUGGCGAUCAUGAUGAAUGAAAUGCAAGGGAACCUGGUCAAGAAUUGGAGGAAUAUCGUGGGAGGGCAAGGCUGCACGGCGGGCCGCGAUAAGGGUAAGAAGAAGGUAGUCUAUGAAUCGGAAGAAGAGUCCUCGGCUGAUUGCAGUGGAGAAGAAAGCGAGACAAGCGUUCCGCAGGAGAUUAGUGAGAGAGCCGAAAGGCUCUGCAUAAUAUCCGAGAAGCAUAAGCGCGGGCCGGACCCUGUGUUUGAAAAUAGUCCGCCCAUGGAAAGGACUUCAAAGAGGACACCGAGACAGGGUUCUUUGAAACCGACCAAGUUGACGACUCGGCCGACUCGUUCCAAGGUUUCGAAGACCAUGAAGACACCUGGCUCGGCGAAGAGGCGAUCACCUGUUAUGACUCCACUAUCAAGAAAGAAGAAUUUGGCGGCCAAGAAGAAGUCCCCAGGCGGGAAUUUGACCCCCAUAUCGAAUGGUGCGUUAGCACGCCUUCGGUACAUGAAUACGGUAAUGAAGGAAUUGAAGAACCUCGACUCUACUGAACUUCAGCGGAUCUGCAAGGAGGAAGGCAUACACUACGACAAAAAGGUGGAUGUCAUCUUCAACAUUGCCGAGCAUUGCACAACGCUCACUUUCGACUGCGAGCUAAAGCAUGAGCCAGAGGUCAUUCGCAUCGCUGAAUCAACCGAUGACGAGGCGAUGAGCGGACAACCGGAUGCGUUCGAUGGGCGAAGCAGGUUGAGGGCCUCGCAGUUAUGGGUAGUAUGUAGAUACCUGACAAGUCUACGCUGUUUACCGUUCCCUCGCAAGGAAUGGCAUGUUGUCUUCCAUCUUAGUGAUUUGAAGGACGUGCACCCCUUGGCUAUUAACGCUAAGAAUGUGCCACGAGCUAGGUUGGCCAACCACCUACCGAUGCUCCAUGAUGAAUUGUCGCAUGCGUUUAAAGAUUGGCGGAAUCUUCAGGGUCCUCCGACAGAGGUCCCUCUCGAUGUUGUCGAAUCCUGUGUCUCUAGUUCUGGCGAAGCAGCGAAGUCUCUGGACCUUCAAGUGGUCUUUGGACCUCAAGCAGCGUUUGAACGAUCUGGUCAUCUCCGCUGUGGAUCGAAAUCCUGGUGAGUCAGUUGUAAUGUGCCCGACCAAGUAUUAUGAGGGAAUGUUGAGUACUUUUGUUCUUAAUACCGGCUAUCAAAUAAUGUCGGUCUCCGAAGGUGAGAAGCUCCGCGAAAUCUGCGAAGAUGUCUCGUCGGUCGGCUUAGAUCGCUUUGCCCGAUGGGAUUCUAACGAUCACUUUGGUUCUGCAUAUAUCUCGCUUAAGCAUAAGGAUUUGACGCGGUUCAGGCCUAUCUGCGCCGCACGCAAAAGAGUGGCCGAAUGGUUGCCAAAGGACUAGUAAACUUCUUGCUUGACU
This is a messenger RNA of Chara braunii, 1994 nucleotides long. Lineage: Eukaryota; Viridiplantae; Streptophyta; Charophyceae; Charales; Characeae. The record is from the annotation of a GenBank genome assembly.